AUGCACGACACUGUUGCAACCAACACUCGCCUCAUGAAUUCUGGCAUGGCGUACUGGACAUCUGAAAACACUAUCCCGGCUGGACCGCAAAACGCCCCUCCAUCUCAACAGCAGACACGCAGAAAGGGUAGAUUGGCACGACUUUGUAACUUCCUGCGUCUUGACAGCAACUCCAAUGAUCAUGCUCGUUCCUGUGGGUGCAUUCGAUGCCUGCAGGUCCGCGGUCAACUCAACAUUCAAGUCUUUCAAGAACCUCAACCUUCUUUUAGUCCAGGCACACCUCGUCGUGCUCCAACCCCUCCAAGACGCAGAAACUCAAGUCCACAGAUCUCGAGAACUAGUCACAUGCCACAAAGACCUAUGGCAAAACGUUAUCAGACUGAGAUGCCGGCUCUUUCUUCUGUACGUUCUCUGACUCCUCCUGAUCUUCCAAGCUACAUCCUACCUCAGCCUAUCCGCGAUCCAAUUCGUAGAAAGCCGCUACCUCCUGGUGUUUCAACCUUUGUCUCCGCUCAGCCACUUGUUCAAUCUCCUGCGGUGCCCCAACCCUCUGAUCCUGUCUCGCCCAUCUCACCUUCAGCUUUGAAUUUUGACUAUAACAGCGCCCCAAUCAGCCCGAUCUCUAUGACUGCUACUGAACCCGACUUUGAUCAGGCCAGAAUCAAUCGCAUGAGCACUUACUCGUACCUAGAUGGAUAUACUGACCUUUCCGCCUUUGCUACCACGCCCUACGCUGAUACCUUUGCCGCUGCUGGAAGUGCUGCUCCUGCUGCUCUUACAAAAGAGUCUUCCACCACCGUCAACGGUACCGCCAUGAAAGGUUUCAUAUUGAGAACUGCUACACCCGUCUCCUUCCAAAAAGCAAAACCUAUCAAACUUUCCGGUCCUGUGAGGAAGACUUCUGUCACCCGUACUGAACGUCCCGAGCUGACAUUGCAAAUUAGAUCGGUUCCCGUCAGUCAACCCGAGAUCAUUCGUCGUCCCAGCAUCAAUUCGCUUGACUGUGUCGCUGGCUCUGAGAGUGAGCGCUCAUCGAGCAACGUUUCGAUCGCCGGUGCUUUUGAAGAAUCUUCCGACAAUGGCUCGCUAGGCACGCAUGCACGAAUUCUCAAGAGAGUUCUGGUUGAAUCGUUGGAGGCUAGAUCUCUUGUUAGAGAUCCGUUUGUUCCCAAGUAA
Molecule: messenger RNA, 1176 nt
Organism: Aureobasidium uvarum
Lineage: Eukaryota; Fungi; Ascomycota; Dothideomycetes; Dothideales; Saccotheciaceae
Source: the annotation of a GenBank genome assembly